CAAUAUUAUAAUAUUGUAUGCUAUUUAUUGUACAUACUGUAUAUACAUUUUUUUUCGUCCGGAUUUGGUCAAUUCUCCCGCACAGUGGCGACUUCAGCAUGUACAUCUUGGUGGAGAAAGCAAAAGCAAUGUGGGCUGCCGGCCAGCAAAGCCACUACACAACACUAAACAAUACAUUCAUUGCACUAUAACGGUGACAAACGGUGCCCUCAAACUGUUAGGGCCUACAUAAAGCUGUCCCAACAGCAUAGUCCCAACACCUCACCUUGUGAAGGUGGCGCAGCGCCCCUUUUUUGGGCAAAUUCUGUCAUCAAACUUUAUCAUCCAAGUCUGUCAUUCUCUGGAUUUAUGGUGGGAACUCUGAAAUUAAACACACAGCCACUCCAUUCGUUCGUGGUUGCUUUGCAAUGCUUGGAGUUGGAGCUACUUAUUCCUUCCAAGAGAUUCAUUGUUGAAUUUGCGAUUUCCAGUUCGAUGUGUAAUCUUUAUGUUCAAUGGCCGAUGAUUUCUCUAAAUUAUUUAUCUUAAUAUGGCAAUGAUUAAAAAGGAUUUGCCAGUAGAUUGUCGACUGUCAUGAUGAUGACUGCUAGUUACGAUUUUGAAAGUAAGAUGUUGACAUGAUCAGUCCAAUCAAAGCUACCUUAAAUAUAACGUGAUUUGACAACCCUAACCCUUAAAGUCCUAAAAAUGUGGGGCUCAAAACUGAAUGAUGGUCGUCUCUGCUCCCGCAACCCCAUGUUCAUAUCAGUCGACCUCACGUGGAGUCGCGAGCCCUAGUUUGGGAAACGCGGUCAUAAACUGACGCGUUCUAGAACAGAAGACCAUUACUAGGCGCGUGGCUUGCAUGGAGAUGUCUGCUUUAUACCUCGCUCUGCUUCUGUUCUCCGAGCAUGUUAUCGACGGGAUAACCAGAUCUUACGAAGGGACUGAGUUAGCGACAACACCGACAGUCACCUCCCCGUUACCGGAGCGAUGGCGGCGGCGGGACAAGCGGGGCUUGUUGGAGUUGGCGGGCGUCGUUAAAUGCAGCACUGGGAGGUCAGCGGUGGCUUACAUCAUGUAUGGAUGUUACUGCGGGCUGGGAGGCCAGGGAUGGCCCCGAGACAAGGCUGACUGGUGCUGUCACAAACAUGACUGUUGCUAUGGGAAGGCUGAGAAUCUGGGUUGUCAGACCAAGACGGACAAGUACCAGUGGACCUGUGAGAACAAGAUGUCCAACUGCGAGUCUCUGAAGAACAGGUGUGACAAGAUUCUGUGCAGGUGUGACCGGGAGGCGGCCAGGUGUCUGAGGAGAGCUCCCUUCAUCCCUAAAUACUCUGUCUGGCCCGACUUCAUGUGUGGAUAUGAACAGCCCACCUGUACCCGUCACUGAUGCUGUUACACAGUGUGUGUGUGUGUGAGAGAGACUAGUGUUUUCUCUUGUUUGUCCUGGCUAGUGGUGUGUGUGUAAUAAAGACCUACAGUACUUUA
This is a messenger RNA of Oncorhynchus nerka (sockeye salmon), 1470 nucleotides long. RefSeq names its product phospholipase A2-like. The record is from RefSeq and is a predicted model, not a curated record. Gene Ontology annotation, biological process: arachidonate secretion; lipid catabolic process; phospholipid metabolic process. Bases 845 to 1372 code for a protein of 175 amino acids. The transcript is spliced from 4 exons. Gene Ontology annotation, molecular function: calcium ion binding; phospholipid binding. Lineage: Eukaryota; Metazoa; Chordata; Actinopteri; Salmoniformes; Salmonidae.